AAUUGUGAACUUUUAAGAACAGGAGUGAAGUUCAUAGAGAAGUUAAACACGAGUUGCUCUACUAAAUUCUCACGUGCUUACUACACUAGUUACGCAACGUUUUCGAGUAGUAUUCCAUGGAAUAUCCCUCGAGUCUCUUGUAUUUUCCCGGUAUGCACGCGAGCCCUUAGGCGAUUGUGUAUACCAAGAAAAAAAAUUGAAAGUGUUGCAUAAUUAACGUGUUUUUUUAUAGCAAGUCAUAGAACCAAAUCAUAGAGUGGCCAACAAAAUCAGUGUAGCUCAGUACGACCUCCGCGCAGCGCACGAUGGGAAGAUUGGGUGUAUUGCCGUCGAGCAUACAACGGCCUUCCUGUAUUCUGAUUAGCUGCUGGGAUAAAAAUAAAACACUCGCGCGGGUCGACAAAGUCCGCAAGGACGUGAGGUAUGCUAGCGUCACUCCCUUAGUCUUAAGUUCUAUGCUUCCUGGAGGAAACACGGUACGUGAGCCUCUUUUAUUUGCUUUAAAAGUUUAUGAGCAACGAGUUGCCUUUAAAAACGAGUUUCGCUUUUAGUUUGAACACGAGAUAUAGCGCUGAGGAUCGGAAUUUGUUUUUCAAAUUCUUCUUACCGAAAGAGUGUCUAAAUUCCUCCAGCCAAAACACACACCACUUGAUGUAAAAAAGAUAUGCAGUUUUAGUCGUGAAAUUGAAAUUGCACGAAAAGCGAAAAUUCCAGGAUGAAAAAGGUUACUGGCCUGGCUCACACUGACUAGUGACAUAACGACGUAACGACAUUUAAGUCAGUAAUGGGAACAUGGACAUAAAGACAUGAAGAAAGAUUUUUUUUUCACUAUGUCUUGAUAUUCAUGUUGUAACGUUGCUAUUACGUCAUCAUGCCAGAAUGUUCAUACUGCCAACAUCAUGAAAACGACAUCACGUUCUUAUGUCAUAAUGUUUAUUUCGUUAGUGUGAACUACUCUUAACAAUUUCAAGCUGCCCUUGCAUAGAAAACGCCUGAUAAUGGCCUUAGAAUUCAUUAUGAUUCGCGGGCUGCGCCGAGCAACACGCUCAACUCUUUGCUAAGUUAUUGAGGUAGUUGAAGAUUUUUAAGAACACGCGAGAAACACAUAGAGGAGCCACCAAGAACAGCGGAGUGCCUCUCACGUUUUUCAUAGGUGAUUAUACAAGCAAGCAAGAUUAUAUAAUUAAGUUGACUAUUUCUUCUCUUGAUAAAAUGUACUAAAAAUUGCGCUCAUUCAAACUCGUGACUCAGGUCGCGUGCGUUGUAACUCAAUUAAGUACGCGCGUGACGAAGGGCACGCCGCCUUAUGGAGUAAUGUAAUGAACUCGAACUGAGCCGCCGAGCAAUCGUAGAGCACGCAAUUUCUUGAGUCUUUUAUAAAUACUGGAGAUAGAACUGAGUGGGGACCAGUUCGAUCGGUAAUAAUACGACCGAUUAACAAAAACAAAGAGGCCAUUAUGGUCUCUCGCAAAAACUAACGACCUCGUACGGCCCGCGGUUGUCCGAUUUCACCUGGUUUUAAAAAUCACCGUGACCAUGACAGAAUUGGACGACAUGAAGGCUGUGAAGCCCUGUUCCCAAUAAAACAAAACUAUGUAACGAAAUUGUUAAAAAUUCUUACAAGUGUGUUUUGACGAAGAUGCAUAGGAAAAGGACUCUAUUCAAGCACAUCUGUCCAAGAAAAAGCAUGCGUACUGAUGACGCAUAUUCUCCUUAAGAAAUAGUGUACCGUGUUUCUAUCGAGUAAUUAUAAAAACACGAAUGGAACCAAGUUGGGAGAACGAGAAAUGCUAUGGGACCACGAACCAACGGGCGAGUGUUUCGACAGCUUUUUUGAGUUCUCCCAAGUUCUCGAGUGUUUCUAUAACUCGAUAGAAAAACAGAGAACAUAUUUUCUAUUUUCUUGUAGUAAAUUCUGCGACGAAAAAAAGAGAACAACUUGUUUACUUAGAUCAACCAACGCGUUCUAACGUCAAUAUGUCUGUAGCCGAUAUAACGCGCCCUCUGACUGGCCAUUUUUUAGGUAAGAUUCUUCUUUACUGCCCACUGCUACGAGGAGUUAUUGUUAAUGCCCUGUUAAAAAUAGGGUUCGGAUAAGAAAACAUUGGGAAAUACAAUUGAUUACAAAAAGAUGCGAAAGUAAACUAAGACGUUCCGAAGUCAUCUUGACUCCAAUAUCAUCAUGCAAGUAGAGAAAAGAAAACAACGGUCGAGAUGUUAAUUUACAGAUUGAAAGGUGGAAAAAUUCACGAAAGAAAAAGGCAAAACUCAAUACACAGGCGGACUCAAUUCGUUCGAAAGUAUUAAUCUGAGGUUACUACGCACAUAAGAACUCUUAGCCCAUGCUACUCUUUAAUACAUCUUACACCUUUCACACUAUACAUUAACUUCUUUCCUUUUCACUGCUUGAUAAAGGAGUCACGAUGACUUCGAAACGUCGUAGUUCACUUUCGCUUCUUUUUGGAAUCAAUUAUAAAUAGAGUGAAAGAUAAUUCAAGACGGUUGCAUCUUUUUAUCAAAUCCACAACUCGGUUGCAGACGCUAUAGGCCUGGUACCCACUCCCUGCCCCUUUCAUUCCUGCUCUCUACCCCCCCCCCCUCCCACCUCACUGGUACCCACUCCCCGCCCCUUUCAUCCCAGCCCUCCCUUCCCCUCUCCUCGAGGCCGUUGGUUGCAUAGAAUCGUUGAUAAAAUUUUAUCCUCUCGAGUUAAAAACCACAACAGAAAACAUAGUUAGGACUAGCAACUAAACGUAAACAGGGCUGAGACCACAUCACAUCCAAACACACAUCAAGAGGUCCGCAGGAAAAUUACAGACUUAUUUAUGGAAACUCGGGUGGUGUGGAUAAUAAACAACUGCAGGAUCGAGGGAGAAUGUGUAUAUGAUAAAAGACCUAACGUCGACUAGAAAGGGGCAUGACAGUUUGGAUUGGUUUUUGUGCAACCGUUAUUUUAGAUUACAGUUGUCUUGUGUCAACGGCGGCAAUUUGUCCCCGUCAUCAACCGCAACUUGAAAUAAACUAAGCAUUUCCGGCUUAGGCAACCACAAUAUAAACCGCAAGAACGUUUCUACUGAAAGAAGCCGAAUGUUACUCCUGACACUCAAGGUAUAUAUUUUUUUAAAAGCUAUUGAAGCAUGGCGACGCAAUUUAUCAAAUCACGUUUAAUAUGAAAGAUUUUGAAAGACGAACUGGUCUGUACAUGUUAUUGCAAUCAUUAUACAUCUCCUCUUCUUAAAUCACGUGUCGACAGGAGGUUAGCAACCUCUAUUUAGAUCUGUUAGCAACUUUCCGGCACAAUGGUCGACUUCGUAGAAGUGUCAGGGUUCGUACUUCUGUCACUUGCAAAAUGUAAACUGACAUAACGUAUUUAACUUUCCCCACGGCGAUAGGACACGCUUAUUAACCAACGGAUUCUAGCAAAACACAAACAAAUGGUUCUUAAAACUGUUGUGCCCUGCGGUUUUAUUGGCUCAUGGUAAUUGUUUACUGAACAAUAGCCGUUUGGCACCCUAUAUUUUUGUUGCAUAAACCAAUUAGCAUGAAUAAACUAGCGUGAAGUUUAUGUAUCUCACUUUGAAGUUGUUGCAAACAAAUUGCCACUUCAACGUUAGAUAACCAGCUUAGAGACGAGAGGGGAAUUGACCUACACGUUUAUAUGGAUGUUUCUGACAGCAGAAACGCUGAAAAUAACCACAGAUUUUGAUCUUAUGACGUUUGAACAACAGGACGUCUGUUAUCUGUUUCAUGCUGUUUCAAUCUGGCUCACUGUCAUAUUUUUUCUUUGUGUUGGUUUUAGCACGUUCUCAACGCGAAUUUCAACCAUUAUUUCCGUCACCGAUUUUUGUUGCGCACAAUUUUUUUUCCGUAAUGGUAUAAAUAUUCUGUUCAUGUAGAAUAUUAUUUACGGUUGGACACUGUCCGUCUAGAAGCACCUUCUACUGACCCAACUCUUAUCCUCCCGAGAUGAAAAUAGUCGAAAUGCAAUCGCAGAUCUCAAAAGCGCUAAUUGUUCAAAAAAUCAGUAGCAUUCUUACGGUCAAGGGUAGCGAUUAAUCCGGGCGAUUAAUUAAGCAUGCUUUUUCUUCUGGCUUGUAAGUAAGCUGAAUUAAAAGUAUUCUCAUCUAAUCCUACCAGAGAUGUCUAACAAUGGAAAUCACUUCUAACAAUAGCCUGUCAAAGGUGGGAGUAACGGAAAACAGAAAUAAAGGUAUUUACGCCGGCAGAAUGCUUUAUUAAUUGCUAACCCUGGCGACCUUGUGGUUUACGUGCGUCUAGAAAACAAUUUGACUGGCUUAGCGUGCAAGCGUCACGUUUUUAAACCUACAGAAAUCCAGUGCAGUAUUUGUAGUUAACGUCAAACGACUACAGAAGUUAGAUCGGUGAAGUGAUCUGCUACAGCAAACUGGAACGAGCUGACAGAAAAUGCCAAACAAUCUUAAAACGUUGAAUACGUUCUCCGAGCUAUUCAACGAAGGCGUUGUACAUCGAAGCAUUCCUCCAUGUUCGGCAAGUUUAUUUACCACACCAAACCCCACAGUUAACGGAUUCUGUGAAAGCUCUCCCUCCGAUAUUUGCGACAGAAUGCUCAAGAGUAUAAGAGCUCACAGUGGCGCAUUGGAUUUUAAAGCUUUAAGCACACCUCAGUCUAUUCAAGACGAUAACAUGACUUCGCCAGACGCUCGACUUCGCUGCAAUCAUUUUCCUGAAGAAACUGUUCGCGAAAACAAGGAAAAAGGUGCGAGAAAUGAAGACAUUUCUUGGACAGAAAUCGACAUAAACAGCUUCCUGAGAUCUCAAUCAAAUUUGCCUCUAUCGACGCCAUAUGUGGGUUUGAGAAAUCGUUUAAAUGGACAAAAUGGUAUUUUUGGGAUGCAAAAUAUUACUGUCGUCCACGACAAAUCUCGUACUGGUGAACCAGCGACAGAAUGGAACAGAAUACAAAACGUGCCCGCUAGCAAGAGAACAUCGCCUCAGAAGGAUAAACAACCACAGGUUGAACGAUUGUUUAGUAUUGGAGACAAAGGCGAGGAGCUCAAUGAAUUUGACGAGCCUGUGGGAGUCACUUUCAACCCAGAUGGAGACAUCAUUGUCGCAGAUUACAACAACGACAGAUUACAAGUGUUUUCCAACGACGGAAACUUUAUACGCGUGCACGAUCAUUAUUCCAGGGAAAGCGGCAAGCGGUUCCCUUUCAUUUCUCCCACUGGCGUUGCUUGUGAUGCUUCCGGGAACAUUACAGUGGUUGAAAAAGGAAAAAACCGGGUUGUAGUUCUCUCGCCAGCUGGGACAAUUCUGCACGCUUUUGGUCGACAUGGCAGAGAACAAGGCCAAUUCAGGGGUCCCCACGGGGUUUCUGUAGACGCUCGAAGCCGUAUCAUCGUCACCGAUACCAUAAAUUGCCGCGUUCAGGUUUUCGACCACGAAGGAAACUACCUCUUUAUGUUUGGCAAUCAAGGACCUGGGAAACUGAACUACCCCUGUUUCGCAAUAUUUCAUGAGGGCCGAUUCUACGUUGCUGAUACCGACAAUGACUGUGUAAAAGUCUUCGACACCCGUGGGACGUUUCUGAGAACUUUUGGAGACAAUUUCAGCGCACCAUCUGGAAUUGCGGUUUACAAGAAUAAAUAUCUACUCGUUUGUGAUUAUAGCAAUGACUGUGUGAAGGUUUUUUCUCUCGAGGGACGGAUGUUGACCAAAUUUGGCACAAGAGGGGAGGGAAAGGACCAGUUUUUCGGGCCAGAAGCAGUGGCAGUGACUCGACAAGGAAAGAUUGCUGUGAGCGAUAAACUCAACUGUAGAAUUCAAAUAUUUGAUAUACGUAUUUAGUCGAUAUCAAGAUCUAUAUUGACAAUUAUAAGACAUUGAAAGAUAUCUAUCUAUUCUAUAUGCGACGAUACAAUUAUGUGUAUUUUUUAAUUUCUUCUAAGCUAAUAUGAACUUGAAACCCUCGGCUAAGAGAGAGAAACUCUGACUAUAGAAUCUUGAUAAGGAGACCGUUUUGUCAAUAGCAGUCAAUAGCAGUCAAUAGUCUUCAUUUGUUGUCGAGAACGUCAAAACUGAUUACCGGGAGUGAAACUAAAAAACUCAUUAAUUCUGCGUAAAUUUGCAUGCUAUAAUAGCGAAUCCUUUGUUAAAUUAGGCACUUUGAAUAAGUUGCCCCAGCGUGAAAUUGUUGAUCGAGCUUUAAGUCUCCCCAGUGUAGUUUAACGGUCGUUCAAAUUUCAAUAGCUGAGUUAGUCCUCCC
Orbicella faveolata is the source of this 6247-nucleotide messenger RNA. RefSeq lists its product as uncharacterized. NCBI's taxonomy places the organism in Eukaryota, Metazoa, Cnidaria, Anthozoa, Scleractinia, Merulinidae. Gene Ontology annotation, biological process: proteasome-mediated ubiquitin-dependent protein catabolic process; protein polyubiquitination. Gene Ontology annotation, molecular function: ubiquitin protein ligase activity; protein binding. The record is from RefSeq and is a predicted model, not a curated record.